Melopsittacus undulatus (budgerigar) is the source of this 5266-nucleotide messenger RNA. It is a transcript of the gene RUBCN, whose product is annotated as rubicon autophagy regulator. NCBI's taxonomy places the organism in Eukaryota, Metazoa, Chordata, Aves, Psittaciformes, Psittaculidae. Gene Ontology annotation, cellular component: late endosome; early endosome. Bases 26 to 3052 code for a protein of 1008 amino acids. The record is from RefSeq and is a predicted model, not a curated record. The transcript is spliced from 21 exons. Gene Ontology annotation, biological process: negative regulation of endocytosis; negative regulation of autophagosome maturation. Gene Ontology annotation, molecular function: phosphatidylinositol phosphate binding.
CGGGCGGUGGCGCCGUGCGCCUGGGAUGGAGGUCGGUCCCCGCGAGGGGCGCGCGGAGAGCAGGAAGGAGCACUGGAAGCUACUAGGCAACUUGAAGACUACAGUGGAAGGUUUGGUGUCCACCAGCAACCCAAAUGUCUGGUCCAAGUAUGGUGGCUUGGAACGGCUCUGCAGAGACAUGCAUAGCAUCCUCUAUCAUGGGCUCAUCCAUGACAAGGUGUGCUGCAGACAGAAGGAUUACUGGCAGUUUGUGAAGGACAUUCGCUGGCUGAGUCCUGGCUCUGCUCAUCACCUGGAGAAGUUCAUCAGCCUUCAGGAGAGUGGCCAGCCCGACCCUGAGGGCCCAGGGGACCAGGCCAUCGCACAGCUGUGGCUGCAGCACAGCCUGCAGUGCCACUGCCUGUCAGCUCAGCUGAGACCGCUCCUGGGGAACCGGCAGUACAUCAGGAAAUUCUACGCAGACACUGCCUUCCUGCUCAGUGACGCACACGUCACGGCCAUGCUGCAGUGCCUGGAGGCUGUUGAGCAGAACAACCCCAGGCUUCUGGCUCAGAUCGACACCUCCAUGCUGGCCGGCACAUCACUGCCAUCCCUGUGUGCGUCAGGUCCUUCUGCUGGUACAAGAGGGAUGUGUGACCACGACUCUGAAGGACGUGAGAGCCAUCUGUCUGGGGCACUGGGCUGCCUGGAUCAUUUCACUGAGAGCCUGCUUACCAGGAAGAGUGAUGGUCCACCUCCAGUGACCAAGAGUCAGAGCCUGACUGCCAUUCCUGCAUCCCCAUACAUCCCAGUUGCAGGCUGCAUGCAGCAGCACUGCUUUGGGUCCACCUCCAGCAUCCAUUCUCCAGCCUCCUCUGGCCUCUCAGACAGGAGAUCAGCGAGCAACUCCAUCAGCUCCAGUGCCAGCCAGUCCCAGGAACGCUGCCCAUCCACCCGGUCUUCCUCCUUCAGCGAGGGCAGGUCCCCUCUGGAGCAGCCCAGCUCUGUCACCCACUUCAAUGUACCCUCACCCAAAGACCCCUUCUCUCCAUCCAGUGAGAUGAGCUCCAGCACCACCAGCCAGAGUGAGGACACUUGGACAGGGAGUCAGGAUGAUCCCCAGAGCGAUGUUAAUGAUGGGCCAGAGUACCUGGCCAUUGGGAACUUGGGGCGUCGGGGCCGAGCGUGCAGCAGUGCUAGCACCAACAGCACCAAGAGCAGUAGCUCCAAACUCUUCUCCUCCAGCAGCUCCCAGAAGCUGGACUCGGUCUCAUCGCUGGGGGAGCAGGGGGCAAGCGGAGGUGGAAGCAGGGGCCUGAGCCUGUUGCGCCGGUCCAGCUUCUCAGAAGGACAGUCGUCAGCUACACAGGGUAUCCUCAAGAAGAGCCAUGUGCGCUCACACUCUGACACGAACGUGGCUUCGGGGAAGUUGCACGAGUCCCACGAUGAUCCAAGUGGAGGGAGAAGGCCAGUCUCUGCUUCUACCCAGAGCAGUGAACUGAGCACACCCAGCUCACUCUACAUGGAAUACGACUCUGGACGGUACCUGACCUCUGGUGAAGGGAUGUUCAGAAGACCCUCAGAAGGGCAGUCCCUCAUCAGUUACCUCUCUGAGCAGGACUUUGGAAGCUGUGCAGACCUGGAGAAGGAGAAUGCCCACUUCAGCAUCUCAGAGUCCUUGAUCGCUGCCAUUGAGCUGAUGAAAUGCAACAUGAUGAGCCGGCAGCUGGAGGAGGAGGAGGAGGAAGAUAGCGACAAGGAAAUCCAGGAGCUUAAACAAAAGAUUCGCAUUCGGCGCCAGCAGAUCCGCACCAGGCACCUGUACCCUACCUGCCAGGGGAUGGGCUCAGACAGUCUUGUGGUGACAGAUAGCGGGUCCCGGUUCAGCCCUCAUGGCUCCAUGCGACUCUCUGACUCUGGCUCCACAGAGGAUGUGGAAGAGUACGAGAUUCAAGAUGCAGACAUCAAGAGGAACCCAGACUCCAGCAGGAAGUCCUUUCUCUCCUCAGAGUCCAUAUCCCAUUCCUUCCUCAAUUCCAACUCGGCAGAGGCUGUAGCCAUGGGCUUGCUGAAGCAGUUCGAAGGCAUGCAGCUCCCAGCUGCUUCUGAAUUGGAGUGGCUGGUCCCUGAGCAUGAUGCUCCACAGAAGCUCCUACCCAUCCCCGACUCUCUGCCCAUCUCUCCUGAUGAUGGAGAACAUGCCGACAUCUACAAGCUGAGGAUUCGGGUGCGCGGAAACCUGGAGUGGGCCCCUCCACGACCACAGAUCAUCUUCAAUGUUCACCCAGCCCCAACGAGGAAGGUGGCUGUAGCCAAGCAGAAUUACCGGUGUGCAGGCUGUGGCAUCCGGACUGAUCCUGAUUACAUCAAACGACUGCGUUACUGUGAGUACCUGGGGAAGUAUUUCUGCCAGUGCUGCCACGAGAAUGCCCAGAUGGUCAUCCCCAGCCGCAUCCUACGCAAGUGGGACUUCAGCAAGUACUACGUGAGCAACUUCUCAAAGGACUUACUGAGUAAGAUCUGGAGUGACCCGCUCUUCAAUGUGCAGGAUAUCAAUCCUGCCCUGUACCGGAAAGUGAAGUCUCUCAACCAAAUGUGGCUCCUGCGAAUCCAGCUUUUCCACAUGAAGAACAUGUUUAAGACAUGCCGGCUAGCUAAAGACCUCCUUGACUCCUUUGAUAUGGUGCCUGGCCACUUGACAGAGGAUUUACACCUCUACUCACUCAGUGACCUCAGUGCCACAAAGAAAGGGGAGCUGAUGCCUCGCUUGACUGAGCUCCUGAAGGCAGGCAGUCUGCACGUUGAGAAGUGCAUGCUGUGCCAAGCCAAAGGCUUCAUCUGCGAGUUCUGCCAGAAUGAGACUGACAUCAUCUUCCCUUUUGAGCUCAACAAGUGCAGCACAUGUGAAGAGUGCAAAGCCUGCUACCACAAAUCCUGCUUCAAAUCCACCCACUGUCCCCGCUGUGAGCGGCUUCAAGCCCGGAGAGAGCUGCUGGCCAAGCAGAGCAUGGAGUCCUACGUCUCGGACUAUGAAGAGGAGCUGGAGCAGUCGGAGGUGGUGGCAGCCACAUGAAUGUUGCAGCAGAGGAGCAGAACGUGGGUUUAUGUGCAUGGCCUUCAUCACCAGAGACAGAGCCACACAGACUGGGGUAUGAGGAGGACUGUCAGGAGGCUGGAGUGCUGUCUUGAAGGGACCUGUUUUCCUCCCAUGCAGUAGUGCUGGGCUGGGGAAGGGACAUCUUCCAUUAUCUGGGUCUCCUCCAGGUUCUGCUCACAGGUUUGCUUGGGGAAGUUCAACUGCUCCUGCCUGUGCUGCAGGCAGAACAGGGGCCUUUUCUGAGCAGUUAUUCAUGCUGGACCAGGCAGGGCUGUGCUGUGGGUCCCUGUGCCCUGCUCCCCGACAGGGUCCCUGGGGGAUCAGCACUUUAUGCUCAUCAGCUGUAUAUUGGGAAUCUCUGGCCACAUCUGCUCCUUGGAGGUGGGAAUUAGCUCUCCAAGUCCUCUGAUCCUGUAUCUUGCUGCUGGGGGUUGUGUUUAUGGAGGGACAGUGGGGAUUCAGGGUUGAUGUACAUAUAAUAGCUCUCUGCCUCAAAUCUGGCUUGCAACACUGCCAGAGAGCAGUUGCUCUCACUCCAGGAUCAGAGCAGAGGAUGUGGCAGUGGUGAAAAUGCCAGAUUCCUGCCUUGCCUCUUUGUGCUAUCUGUGUUGAGCUGCUUUCCCUGCCCUCCAGAUGCAGCCUGUGCUGUAGAGGGGCAUUGCCCCUGGAGAAGCUGCACAAGGGUGCUGAUGCUGCCAGGUUUUCGUAGAGGCAGAUCCCCAUGGCUGGAGAAUGCAGUAAGCCCCACUUCCUCAUUCUGCCUGUCUGUUCCCCUGGGGGGCAUGCUCUUCUCUAAGGGUGAUACAGGGCCUCACUGGGGGUACCAGGACUUGCCUUGUAUGCAGCUGCCUUCUGUUGGGAUGCAAGUGAAAGCUCAGCCCUCCAGCCACAUCCCUUGAGCCCCUGUCUCAGUUCUUUUAGGUUGGGUUUUUGGUUUUUAAUCUGCUGGAUUUGGUUUUAUUUUUUAAUGUGGUUGGUCGUAUUUUUAACUGUAUGUUCCCCCCUCUUUAGGGGACAUGUGAUCUGCUUGGGACUCACUGGUAUAAAGCUUCCAAGCCUGUCCUGCUCCUGGUUCCUCACCCCUGGAGGGGGCUGUUGUUUGCCAGGAGUCCCCUGUUCCAACACAUCUCCUGUUCCACUCGAGAGGUGUCUCUGAGCCAGGCAGCGCCUUGAAGCUUCCCAGGUGCAGUGCAGUGGGGUGGCCAGGCAACCUGCUUGCAAUGGGGGCGGUGCACGGGGGAGAGGGUUUGGCACUGAGGUGCUUCAAAGGGCUCUGCAGGGUUGGACCCAUCAAUACAAGAUGCUCUGGGGCUAGCAGUCAGCUGAGGAGGUCCCUGCAUUGCAGGGGAAUGCUUUACAUGGCACAGGUGAGUGUCCAGCAUCACUUUGGCAUGGGUGGGACAUGGCGUGUUCAGAAGGAUGGUGUGGCCUGUGUAUGUGCAGGAAGUGUGUUGAAGAACUGUGGAGCAAUACACUGGUAGAAGGCAUCUAGAGGCAAUGGCUUUAGCAGCACAAGCACUGGCUUGAGACUGGAAUAUGACCCCUCAUAGGCUAUCCCUGCAGGGGUGGCAGGGUCAGGGAGAGAGGCUGAGAUCAGGAGAGGUGAAUGCUGGACUUGGUGAAGGAGGGUAGCUGCAAGUGUUGCUGCACAGCAGCAUGUCUCCCCAACUCGCAGCAUCCUGGCAAAGCCAGGUCUAGCCAGGAAAGUGGGUUCAGCUCCCCACUCACUCCCUGGAGUGUUUGCUGCCUCCUGUCUUGCUUCUGCUCUGUUUUUUACCAGGGAAGCCACUGCUGUCCCACUCACUGUCUGUCUCUGCAAGGCAUGGGGCUGCCAGAUGCUGGUGCACCUCUGUCUUGUCUGUCCUCAACAGCAAGCCAAGCCCUCACACUGCUGCCCAGAGUUGGCACCCCCUUCCCUGGAGCUGGCUCAGCAGCACACCUCCAUCCACCCUGUUUUGUUUGAAGCACUUUAAUGUCCUGGGACAGCAGCUGAGAGGCUGCCCACAUCCCCUUCUAGAAGCACUGAGUACAUUUAAAGAAGAGGAAAGGGGUUUUGGAUUAUUUGUGGUUUCCACCCUCCACUGUGGACUUUGGAAGCAGUGAGACUUGCAAACUCAAUGGAGGGCUCCAGGGCAAGAUUAUGCCCAGCACUCACCACUACAAGGAACACUGGAACUGGCCAAGGCAGUG